Molecule: messenger RNA, 1356 nt
Organism: Myzus persicae (green peach aphid)
Lineage: Eukaryota; Metazoa; Arthropoda; Insecta; Hemiptera; Aphididae
Exons: 1
Coding region: 40-1356 (438 amino acids)
Source: RefSeq, a predicted model, not a curated record
AAGAGUUGUGGAAGUGUUUGGGGUGCACAUUGCACAUGUAUGGCUGGCUUAGGUGAAUGUUGUUCGCAUGUUGGAGCACUACUUUUUUAUUUACAAUUUGUUUACCUAAAGAAAUCUGAAAAUGGCAAGUCAGUGACAGAUGUUUCAGCUUACUGGGUAAUUCCAUCCAAUCAACAUGCAGAUCCCAAAAGAAUAAGCGAAAUUAACUUUGACCAUCCCAAAUCUAUGCUUCCCCAAAACCCAAAGCGGAAUACUAAGUCUAAGUCUGAUUUUACCAAAAAAUUGAAAACAACUUUAAAUGAUCCACAGGAAUUUAAAAACUUUCUUUCAAACCUUGAAAAAGCUAAUAGUAAUGCUGCUAUACUAAGAGUUGUAGAACCAUACAACUUAAAAUUUGUUAAUAAUGAGUUUCCAAAAAGCCUUGCAAAUCUUUAUAAAGAUGAGUAUUCCAUACUAAACCUAGAAGAAUUAAAAUGUGUAGGUUUAGAACUGGACUUUUCAUUAACUUCAGAAGACUGUUCUUCAAUAGAAAACUCUACAAAAAUGCAGUCUAAAACCGAAAAUUGGUUUUUAUACAGGAGUGGUCGUAUAACUGCAUCUAGGGCUAAAGACGUAUGUUCAGUAAAAUCAACCUGUUCAAAUAAAUCCCUCCUUAAAUCAAUAUGUUAUCCAUUAAAGAACAUAUUUAAAAGUAUCGCUACUGAAUGGGGGAUUAAUCAUGAAGAAGAUGCAAAAGCUUUAUACAUGGAAAAAAAUAAAAAUCACCAUAUAAAUUUUUCUAUGGAUAACUCAGGCUUAGUUAUAAAUCCAAGUUUGCCAUAUCUUGGAGCCAGCCCCGACGGAAUAAUAAAUUGUGAUUGCUGUGGGAAAGGGUGUUUAGAAAUAAAGUGUCCACAUUCCCUAAGUCAAGGUGGUGAAAUAAGAAGCAUGUCUUAUUUAAUUAAUGGUCAUCUAAGUAAAAAACAUCAAUACUACCAUCAGCUUCAAACUCAAAUGCUAUUGUGUGGCACUCAGUAUGGUGAUUUUGUUGUUUGGUCACCUAUUGAAUGUUAUAUAGAACGUAUCAACAUUGACCCUGACAUACAAGAUGAAAUAUUAAAUAAAUCUAAAUGGUUCUUUUAUGAAUCCAUUCUUCCAGAAUUAUUAGGAAGAUAUUUUUCAAACACUGAAAUAAAACCUACAGAAACACACAGUGAUACACUUACAUAUGAAUAUUGUGUCUGUAAAAAAAAUACAGGAGGUAAAAUGAUAAUGUGUACAAAAGAAGGGUGUCCAAAUCUUUGGUACCAUUACAAUUGUUUAGGAAUAAAACGUAAGCCUUCAACAAAAACUUGGAAAUGUGCACAGUGUCAGUAA